Hibiscus syriacus is the source of this 501-nucleotide messenger RNA. RefSeq lists its product as uncharacterized. The transcript is spliced from 2 exons. Gene Ontology annotation, molecular function: RNA-DNA hybrid ribonuclease activity; nucleic acid binding. NCBI's taxonomy places the organism in Eukaryota, Viridiplantae, Streptophyta, Magnoliopsida, Malvales, Malvaceae. Bases 1 to 501 code for a protein of 166 amino acids. The record is from RefSeq and is a predicted model, not a curated record.
AUGGAGGAUGCUGAUCAUAUUCUGCGUCAUUGCAUUUACUGUUGCCACCUUUGGAAACGGAAAUAUAGUAUUUUCUUUGAUCCUAGAUAUGUUGAAAGAGAGGAGUUCAUUUCUUGUUGCGAUCAUUUUGUUGAUGAUGUUGUGAAUGCUAAUGUUAGCAACACAAAUUCUAGUCCUUCAAUGUCUACAAGUAUCCUGUCUUGGACUCGACCUCCCACCGGUUGGAUUAAGGGAAACUCGGAUGGGGCUGUUAGAACGUGUGACAAUAUGGCGGCUGCAGGAGGUAUUUUGCGCAACUCUAAGGGAGAAUGUAUUUUUGGUUUCACGCGUAGUCUAGGACGUUGUUCGAUUCUUACAGCUGAGCUGCGGGGUGUUCAUGAUCUCUUGUUGCAUGCUUGGAGAUUAGGAAUCCGAUAUAUUAAACUGGAAACCAAUAAUCUCGAGGUUGAAAAUAUGCAGUUUUUCAUCGGAUGCGCUUGUGGGGAAUGCUUUGGUCUCUAA